Sphaerulina musiva SO2202 is the source of this 3058-nucleotide messenger RNA. RefSeq names its product Peptidase_S8-domain-containing protein. Lineage: Eukaryota; Fungi; Ascomycota; Dothideomycetes; Mycosphaerellales; Mycosphaerellaceae. Gene Ontology annotation, cellular component: trans-Golgi network; Golgi membrane. Gene Ontology annotation, molecular function: serine-type endopeptidase activity. The transcript is spliced from 2 exons. The record is from RefSeq and is a predicted model, not a curated record. Gene Ontology annotation, biological process: protein processing. Bases 233 to 2833 code for a protein of 866 amino acids.
GCCCAGUGAACAAAGAGUGUUCACAAUUGGAUGAAUCCGCCGAACGUCCCAAGCCAAAUGUCCAAAGUCAAAAGUCGUUAUUAUUGAACCACGCUUCCAGCUCCGUCGGGAUCUGGCCAUCUUGCACCAUCCAUCACCCUCGGACUCCGCCUUCAAUUGCUUCUUCAAGUGAUGCUGGGGCCGCUAUGAGAGCGACGACAUCGACAUUCUACUGCUUUGCGACGCCGUCAUCAUGAAGUGGUCGAGUUUGUUGCCCGCGCUCCUCGCAAGCUCCGCUGCCGCAGUCGCAUCACACUCUCCCCGCCGAAUACGCGACUACGACGCCUACGACUAUUACGCUGUACACCUGCGCCCAGAUCAGGAUCCAGAGCGCGCAGCGGCCGCCAUUGGGCUCCAGUACGAUGGGCCCCUCGGAGAAUUAGACGACCAUUACAUGUUCCGGGACACAGCCCCGAAGCACGAAUAUGACCACAUUGCUACAUUAAAAGACGACCUGAAGCGGCGGCGGCGAAAACGAGAAGCGGGGGCUGCAGCGCCGCAUGUCCUCGACAGUGUCAGAUUCUCGCAAAAGCAGAGGCUCGACAAAAGAUUUCCCUUGGUCAAACGACGUGCUCUGCCAGAUCCAGACAGCUCCAGACAAGGCAAAGGCAAGUUCGGCGCAGACCCGGUAGCAUGGGCAGUUGAGGAGCAGGACAAGGUUGCAACGGAGUUGGGCAUUGCGGAUCCCAUAUUUAAGGAACAGUGGCAUUUGUACAACACCAGAGAGGUCGGGCACGACAUCAAUGUAACAGGUGUGUGGCUUAGCGGAAUCACUGGGAAAGGCAUCAACACUUGUAUUGUGGACGAUGGCCUGGAUUUUCACAGCGGCGAUCUCAAGGACACGUACUUCGCAGCUGGUAGCUGGGACUACAAUGACCCGGGGCCAGACCCGCUGCCGAGACUGUCAGACGAUAGACACGGGACGCGAUGUGCGGGAGAGAUCUCGGCUUCCAAGAACGAUGUCUGCGGUGUCGGUGUUGCUUAUGGCGGAAAAGUUGCUGGCGUGCGUAUUCUCAGUAAAAGCAUUUCGGACGCAGACGAGGCCGAGGCCAUGAACUACGCGUACCAGCAAAAUUACAUCUAUUCCUGUUCUUGGGGCCCGCCAGACAAUGGAGUCGCCAUGGAAGCGCCGGGAAUCCUAAUUCGAAGGGCCAUGGUACAAGGCAUUCAGAAGGGACGGGGUAGUCUGGGCAGCCUUUACGUCUUUGCCAUUGGGAAUGGUGCAUCAAACGAUGAUAAUUGCAACUUCGAUGGAUACACCAAUUCCAUCUACUCGGUCAGUGUCGGAGGCAUCGAUCGCAAAGGCCUACAUCCUUACUAUAGCGAGAAGUGCUCGGCGCAGCUUUGCGUCACGUAUUCAUCUGGCUCGGGAGACGCAAUCCAUACUACUGAUGUGGGCGAGAACGCGUGCUAUAUUAGUCAUGGUGGCACAUCUGCUGCGGGACCUCUAGUGGCUGGCAUCUACGCCCUCAUGCUGGAGGUCAACCCAACUCUAACGUGGCGAGACGUGCAAUGGCUCACUGUGCUGAACUCGGUCAAGAUUGAUCAAGGCGAUGACUGGCAGAUGAACGAGGCGGUUGGCCGGGAGUUCAGCCAUCAGUUCGGAUACGGAAAGGCGGAUGCAUGGGCAUACGUUGAAGCAGCCAAGAACUGGACGAAUGUGAAGUCACAGGCAUGGUACUUUAGCCCAUGGCUGCACGUCAAGCAAGCCAUUCCACAGGGCGAAAACGGAUUGGCAUCAAGCUUCGAGGUGACAGAAGAGCACUUGAAGGAGUCCAAUCUCGCGCGCGUUGAACACGUCACCGUCACGAUGAAUGUCGAUCACACACGUCGUGGUGAUCUUUCCGUUGAUCUGAUCAGUCCAUCUGGCAUGAAGUCCGAGCUUUCCACACAUCGCCGCAACGACAACACCGCAGCUGGCUAUGUUGACUGGACGUUCAUGUCAGUCGCACACUGGGGAGAGUCUGGUAUUGGCAAGUGGACAGUUAUUGUCAAGGACACGCGAAAGAAUGAGCACCAUGGCAGCUUCACCGACUGGCACUUCAAGCUCUGGGGCGAAUGCAUUGAUGCUGACAAGCAGGAGCUUCUGCCCAUGCCGACCGAUCAGGACGACGACGAUCACGAUGUCUAUGUCGUACCGACGCAGACAGUUUCUGCUCAUACCACAUUUGUCGCCCACCCUACCAACGUUCACGGCGAGCCCGCUGGCAACCCGACUGAUCAUCCCAACCGACCCGUCAAGCCGCCAAAUACCCCCAAACCUACAGCUACAGAAGCCCCUGGUGCAGCUGAAGGCGACAAGCAGGAUGCUGCGGAACCUACAGCAUCCGCAUCUCCAGACGACAACAGAUACCUACCACACAUAUUCCCGACAUUUGGCGUUUCUGCCAAGACACAGAACUGGAUCUACGGGACUAUCAUUCUGAUCCUUCUCUUCCUGACCGGCCUCGCCGCCUGGAUCGUAUCCGUUCGGUGGAAGAAAGCCAAGCGACGAAACUUUGCUGAGUUCGAGAUGGUCAACCAGGAUGACACGGACGAGUCUGCUCCUCUUGCAGCUAAAGGACGUGCUCAUGGCAAAGCUCGUAACAAGAAGGGCAACGAGUUAUACAAUGCUUUUGCUGAAGGUAGCGAUGUGGAUGAAGCAGACGCUUUCGAGCUUGGAUCGGAUGUUGAUGACGAUCAGGAUGAUUUUGGGGAGGAGAGUUCGCGUGGAAGCGACGGGCAUGAGAGACGUGAUCCCGCUACCGAGAGGUAUCGAGAUGAUGAGCCUGGUAAGGAAGGACUUGACACUUAGUUAGUAGUCGAUAUUGGACUGAAGGCCUGAGCACAGCAUUUUAUGGAGAAUCAAAUCAAUCAUUGGAUGGCGCUUGUAGCAUUGGCGAUAGGAAAUGAUGGUUGCAUGUUGCAGGAGGUAUGAGGUAUUGACUUGAGAACGUACAGUAUAGGUACCUCUUCGACAUGGUGCAGAUCAUCAGCACUCCGCUAUCGGAGACUUGAUACUUUAACUCCUACCUCCUCC